AUGGCCCCUGUCUCCACCGUUGGCAUCAAGCGCUCCGCACCGAGCGACGACGACGAGCAGCCUAGUAUCUGGUGCAAGGGGUCAUCGUCGCACCAGGCACACCAGAACACUUUCAAGGGCAAGCAAGUAGUCGACCCUGAAGACCACGGUGGUGACAAAGCUAACAAGCGGAAGUGGCACCGGUGUCUUGCCAUCGACAUCAAUGCGGUGCCCCACAACAAAGACGACGACGACCUCGACAACCCUCUUCAUGUCGGGUCCCCCGCUGCAGGUGGUAGGUUCUCCCAGCCACCGCACUGGCUGCUCUCACUCGUGAACAAGAAGCAAGCACAGGAGAACAAGAUACUGGAGCUUGCAGAGCAGCGCUUACACUGGGCCACAAAGCAGCUGAUGGAGGAAAUAGAGCUCAAGAAGAUGCAGUUGGAGAAUGAGAAGAUGCGGCUGGAGAACAUCAGGCUCCAGAUCACGUCAGACCAUAGAAGGCGCGUGGUGUUCCUGAGAUCCCCGAUCGGUGAAAAAAAAGAAAAACUGCCCCACCCCGCCCCUAACCUAACCUCCCCCGAUCCCAUCUGGCCCCUCCCCCAAACUGCAUCGCGCCACCGCCGCCUCCCUCCCCGCCCCGCGCCGCCGCCGGGCCCCGGCCACCUACAACGUCGCGGCCACCCCCCACCAGGAACCCCCCACGCCGCCGUCGUCGCCCCCACCGCCGCCUCCCCCGCCAGGAAGCCAAGCCAGUGCAGCGGCCACCACCUCCACCCGCCGGUGCAGCCACCGGCCCCGGCCACGCGCACCACCGCGCCCCAGCUCCACCGGCCCCCUGACUCCUGGAUCCACUGGCACCGGCGCCGUCGCCCCAACCUCCGUCUUCCACUGUCGCCGGCCUCCUCCCCGGACCACCUCGCCGCCGCGCGCCGCCGACUCAGAUCGUCGCCGGCCUUCCUCCCCUGCUUCCACCGCGGAGGUGGCCUCCGUUUGCCGUCAACCGCCACCGCGACCUGCCCCAGGGCGCCCCCGCGACCUGCCCAUGUCUCCAGGUGCCUCAACACCUUCACAGCGCCUCACUCCCGCGGCAUGUCUCCAGGAGCGGUCGUCGGAGUCCUUAAUCGCUUGCACUACUUGCUUUUAGCACCUUGUCGAUGGAUACAAGGCACUGUGUGGUGUGCGAUCUCAUUUUUGGAUGGGGCGCCGUCGCGACCACCAUCUGCCCGGAGCUCCGCAUCCCGUCCGCCGCCGCGUCUGCCUUGCGUCCUCACGACCUCCGCGGCCAGUCCACCAACGCCCUCCGAGUGUGCCCUGAGCAAGGCGUAGGGUGCGUGCUGAAUGCGUUUGUUCAUGCACUGGUGUGUGUGCGUGCUGGCCUUUGUGUGAGUGCUGGGUGUGUUGCUUGCGUGCUGUGAUGUAUGAUGUGUAGAUUUUUUUUUGAAGUUCAUGUUGUGAACCCAACUAAGUUUGAACACAAAUGAUCAGAUCGCUACUGCUUUGUAUUUGCUCCUGUAGCAGAAAUCUCGCUUCCCUGCUGCUGUUAUGACCAUGUAUUGUUUCAAAAUGACUUUUUGUCUGAAGUUCAGUAGUAUCUGUUGGUGCAAAAAAGUUGCUUCAGUUUCAUGGGUCCUUCAAAAAAUGAAUGGGAAAAAGGAGUUUUCUUCUCCAAAA
This is a messenger RNA of Aegilops tauschii subsp. strangulata, 1653 nucleotides long. Lineage: Eukaryota; Viridiplantae; Streptophyta; Magnoliopsida; Poales; Poaceae. The record is from RefSeq and is a predicted model, not a curated record.